AUGCGCACCCACGAGCCCUUCCUGGUAGGUGUUGGUGAGGGUAGGCUGUGGGGACCCAGGCUCAAGGAGGGCACUCAAGAGGCCCCAGGCACUACUUUGAUCCUGAUGGCUCCAGCCCUACCGCAGGAAGUGAGCUGUCAUGGAUUGUGGCUGCCCCCUUCCUGUUGCUGGGACACCUUUGUCCCUGUCAACAAAGGCUGUGGGGACUUGGUAGUCAGAGCCUCUGGGAACACAGAGGCAGACAUGGAGAACCUGAGGCGGGAGGCUACCCAGCCCUACGUCCCCUCGGGCACCCUCGAGCGUUACUUCCCGCCCCCCCUGAAUAGGUGGGUCCCUUCCCCCCACCCCUUAACCUGCAACCCUGGCGGCUGGUCUGCUGAGGCCUCCCAGGCGCACUAUGCACAGGGGCCCCCCGGACUGGCUGGGUUCUUCCCUCUUCCUCCUCCCAGAAGCCAGAGUGGCUUGUGCCUGUCAAACAAGUGCUUGGGAGGCAGGAGGAUCGCCAACAGUGAGCCCCGCCUCAAACAAGCAGGGGGAUCCUCAGGUGGGGGAGCGCAGAGGAGAGGCCGGACAGCGUGGGGUGACCUUGGCAAAGGGCGGAUGGGAAACCUGAGGCUGGGAGCAGCGGGCAUCCCGGCUCAGUGCCUGUCCUUCCUCAGUAAUGACUUUGUGGCCCGGAAGGGGCCCCAUUCGGCACCGGCCGUCAAGCAAGACAUGCGCUGGAAGUUCACGCCCAUGGGAAGGGAUGCGGUCGGCCAGGUGUGGUACACCGGCCUGACAAACUCGGCGCCACGCGAGGCCUGGUACAUGCUGCCCGCUGCGCUGGACAGCCCAUACCGUGAGGCCCACGCGCGCUGGAACGGCUGCUUCCAGAGGGGCCAGCGCGGCCUGCCUGCCGGCUACACACAGCACCUGCGGGAGACGGCCUUCUGGGACCCCGCGCUGCCCCCACAGUACCUCGCCACGGGCACGCGCUGGGGUUGCGUGCCGUGGAAGGACAGGCACAUCCGUGGCAAGGAGUUCGUGGCCAAAAGGAGCCAGUUCGGGGUGGAGCUGCCCUGGCAGUCCGAAUACGUGCCGAACCUGUCGCCGUCACUGCGGCCGCGCUACACCACGCAGGACUUCACGCAGCGGGCCGUGGAGCGCCGGUACCGGCCCACCGGCCAGCCGCUCGGGGCCAUCACGCCCACGUUCUGAUAAAGCCCUGCUGCCGACCCCUGCAUCCACAUGUCCCCAUGUCUGCGUCGACGGUUGGCAUGCCGUGCCCUCUGACCCCGAGCAGGUGGGGGCCGGGGUGUCUGCCUGGUAAUUAGUCUCGUCGGCCUGGGGAGCCAGGAGUCAGGGCCGGUCUCCAGGGUUCCCUGAAAUAAGGAGCGGGGUGGCAUUGGGAAGGGCGGGUCCCAGGCUGCACCCUCCGGCCCCCACCCAAGUCACAGUGAUGGAGACUCACAGGUCCGGAUGCGGAUGGGCCAGAUGAGGAGGCUGCAGAGAGCCAGGGCAGCGGCCACACCCACGCCGCCCGUCACGGCCGCCAUCACCCAGUGGUAGAAGCCGACGCAGGCCCCACAGCACAGCUCGGAACUAGGGGACAGAAGGGGGCUGAGGAACACAGGAGGGCCAGGCUGGUCCUUGGGGACUGCUGCAGUGUCCCCUGCGACAGUCUCCACGGCUCCCACCUCAAAUUCUGGGGAGGCCUGGGCCGACACGUGCCCCUUGGGCUCCGUCCUACCCCAAGGCCCUGUGCCUGCCCUGCCAUGCUCAACUGGCCAGGUUCUCAUGGACCCUGCCAGCCUCCUGCCCAGUCCCUGAGGGCACCCCCACCCCAAAGCUCAGCCCACUCCUGCACUAGCAGUGACUGACAAGGCUGGACUCGUCCUGGGCCAGCAAGGUGGCUCGGGAGCCACACUGUGAGGGCCUGGGUGCCUCUGCCUGCCAGCUGCAGCUGGGCCCAACCAGGCUGCGUCCUCAGCACCCAGCUCCCAAGAAACUCAGCUUGUUGAAUGAAUAAAACUGCCCAAAGUAAGGAA
This is a messenger RNA of Meriones unguiculatus (Mongolian gerbil), 2027 nucleotides long. It is a transcript of the gene Tektip1, whose product is annotated as tektin bundle interacting protein 1. The transcript is spliced from 3 exons. Bases 1 to 1197 code for a protein of 398 amino acids. The record is from RefSeq and is a predicted model, not a curated record. Lineage: Eukaryota; Metazoa; Chordata; Mammalia; Rodentia; Muridae.